UGAGCCAGCUCUCAGCUGUCAGAGAGCGUUCGGUCUGCAGUGGAGACACAAGCAGGAUCUGUCCCUGUUUGCUUUAUCAGCCCUUGCAGCUCUAGUACAAGGCUUUCUGUUUGUACUCGCCUACAAGAACCGCCAGACAAGGAGUUAUAAAGGGGUGAAAUGUCCACUAAAUCUUGGCUUUUUAUUCAGUUCCUCCUCUAUUCUCCUUCCUGUCCUUUGUUUUCGAGCAGCAGAAUCACACACGAAGCAGAUCAUCAUCACAACAGCAGCUUCUGAAGACAUCGUGGGAAUAAUUUGGCAAAAGCCUGCGACCUUAACACGAGAUACCACGACUAGUCCUCUGUGGAUCUGCAGUGCACGAGUGAGUGUGUGUCCCCUGCCAGAUAGGGCCCCUGCCACAUUGUGUGUGCGUGCGUGAGGAGGCUAAUGCCCACAGUAGUGUGGUCAGGGCCAGAGGAGGAUGGGUCCGGCUGUGGAGGCCAUGGAUGCAGAGCAAAAGCAAAAGCAGCAGCAGCAACAGCAACAGAACCAGCACCAACAGUGCUACAUGGAGAAAGGGGUGAUGCUUGAGCCCUUCAUACACCAGGUCGGGGGACAUUGCUGUGUCCUACGCUUCGGGGAGCAGACCAUCUGCAAGCCCCUCAUCCCCCGCGAACAUCAGUUCUACAAGAAUCUGCCUGCUGCAAUUAGGAAGUUUACACCCCAAUAUAGAGGUGUGGUGUCAGUGAGCUUCGAGGAGGAUGAAGAAGGGAACCACUGCAUCAUCGCUUACCCCCUCCAGAGUGACACAGCAGUAGAUCACGAGAACAAGGACCCCUUGGCCGACUGCGAGCCCGAACGCGAGAUGCUCAAGUGGGGGAAAAUGAUUGCAUCCUCGCUGCUUGUGGACGGCGAAAGUUACAGCAAAGAUGGCCGAAGCCGCCACUCUCGUAAAGACAAGGACAAGAGUGUAUGUGGGGAGGAUGUGGGGCUGGAGGCGCUACGGCAGGCCGAGGUGCUCUACUACAGACUGGAGCGCAGUCACAGUAACGCCAUACAGCUCAGACACAACCCCUGGAGCCUCAGGUGCCAACAGCACCACCUGCAGAAGAUGAAGGACAACGCCAAGCACCGCAACCAAUACAAAUUCAUCCUGCUGGAGAACCUGACGUGGCGGCACACCAUGCCAUGUGUGUUGGACCUGAAGAUGGGCACACAGCAGCAUGGAGACGAUGCCUCGGAAGAGAAGAAGGCCGUGAAGAUUCGCAAGUGCCAGCAGAGCACGGCAUCCUCAAUUGGAGUCUGCCUCUCUGGCAUGCAGGUGUACCAGUCUGACACGGGCCAGCUGAUGUUCAUGAGCAAGUUUCACGGCCGCAGGCUGACUCUGCCCGACUUCAAGGAGGCUUUGUUCCAAUUCUUCCACAGUGGACGGCAUCUGCGACGUGAGCUCCUCUCCCCGGUGCUGCACAGGCUCAGAGAAAUGCAAGCUGCCCUGGAAGCCUGCGAAUCCUACCGCUUUUACUCCAGCUCGCUGCUCAUCAUCUACGACGGAGCGCCCCAGAGAAAACACACAUGCCAACACACUGAGGACGGACUCUCUGAAGAAGAAGAAGAAGAAGAAGAAGAAGAAGAAGAGGAGGUAGAGGCUGAACCAGAAAAGGAGGAGGAGGAGGUGGGUGAAGUUGCAGGUGCACUUGGUUUUCCUCAUAGACCGUCCACGUCUAGCGAUGGCACCAGCAGUGGCGGGAGCUCCGGUGUCAGCCAGGCUCGCUUGUCCCGCUCAGACCCCCGCGGCCCUGUGGUGGACGUGAGGAUGAUAGAUUUUGCCCACACCACCUGCAGACAUUACCAGGAGGACCGAGUGGUGCACGAGGGCCUGGACAGCGGCUACAUCUUUGGUCUCCAGAACUUGAUCACCAUCAUCUCCGAGCUGGAGAACCACAGCACAGACUGAAGACUGACGCAACACAUGCACACACAUUCAGACACAGGUGCACAAUAACAAUAACUGACCUUUGGGGAAAAAAGAGGAGGACUGGACUACAGAAACAGGGAGAGAUUUCUCCUCUUCACAGUUAGACCUUGUUGUAGCUGGCCUUUCAUUGGAACCCAUUUCUGCCGUUGGUGCUUCUUGAUGUUCCUGUUCUGUGUGUCCGUCUUGGGGAUGUGAAACAGACCUGCACGCAACAUACGCGAGCCAUCUGUGUGACUGAUGCAGUGAUUUUACCUAUCGUCAUCAUUCUGUUUAAUCCAGUUCACCGUUAGGGCAAAAGGGUAGGCAGCAAAUAAAAGCAGUUUGAAGUCUGAGACAGGAGAAAUGUUUUCAUUGUGUCUGAUUCCAAAGAAAGUGUCAAGCAUUUUGCACACACUAGCAUGCACUUUCAACACAUACAGGGCUAUGUGAGAGAGCAGGGGUUGUAUGUGAAUGAGGACAGAGUCGAUGGGAGGAGAGGUAGUGAGCUCACACCCUCCAUCCUUCUCUUUUGCCAGAUCAUUCUGCCAUCCAUCUUUCCCUGUUCAUCUUCACUCACAGAGACUAUAUUCAUAUGGGUAUCAUAGACAGAGUUAUUUCUUUAUUUGACAUGUUUCAUAAAAUAAAACAAAGUUCAAAUGUUAGAAUGUGAAUGGAGAGUACUACAUUCCAUGUUAUUAAUGUUAUAAUAAUGAUAUGAAUUAAUAUUGUUAUUUGACAGGAUCUCUCUCUUGGAUACCUCUAUCUUGUAUAAAUGUGUUGUGCACAGGGAAAGAUUAAAGACUUGGGUUUGUGCUAA
Messenger RNA from Micropterus salmoides (largemouth bass), 2750 nucleotides. Its product is annotated as inositol hexakisphosphate kinase 2-like. Gene Ontology annotation, biological process: phosphatidylinositol phosphate biosynthetic process; inositol phosphate biosynthetic process. The record is from RefSeq and is a predicted model, not a curated record. Bases 461 to 1933 code for a protein of 490 amino acids. The transcript is spliced from 5 exons. Gene Ontology annotation, molecular function: inositol hexakisphosphate kinase activity. Lineage: Eukaryota; Metazoa; Chordata; Actinopteri; Centrarchiformes; Centrarchidae. Gene Ontology annotation, cellular component: cytoplasm; nucleus.